AUGAAGUUCUUCGUCGCCUCUCUUCUCUUCGCCACUGCCCUGGCCAUGCCUACUUCUGAAGGCAAUGAUGACUCCGGAAAGACUGUUUGCGAGAGCCACCAAAGUGUUGUCUGCGACAAGAACGGCAACGGUGGUCUUCUGUCCCUCGGCAACUUGCUCAACGGUCUUUUGGGCGAGAGCUGCUCCGGUGGUGAUGUCUACUGCUGCUCGCAGAGCGACAUUGAACAGGUUGGUCUGAUCAACCUGGAUCUCAACCUCCAAUGCAGUCUCAACCACUUGCUUUAG
Penicillium waksmanii is the source of this 285-nucleotide messenger RNA. RefSeq lists its product as uncharacterized. The record is from RefSeq and is a predicted model, not a curated record. NCBI's taxonomy places the organism in Eukaryota, Fungi, Ascomycota, Eurotiomycetes, Eurotiales, Aspergillaceae. The transcript is spliced from 2 exons. The coding region runs from base 1 to 285 and encodes 94 amino acids.